ACCCACCCACUGUCGGCCACUUUCUCCAUGCUCCUUGCUGCUUGCCAACAUGUCGACAUGUCCGAUUUAGCUGAAAACAUUGGACGGGCCGUUCUGGCGGCAAUACAGAAUUUUAGCAGUGCAUCGACAGCGACAGUAUCCGCCGUAGAGCCUCCACAACACUCGGCUUCCACCAGCAAUACACCUGGAGCAGCCACACCCGCCACCUCCACCGGGACAUCAUACCGCUCGGGCUCCAGCACCAGCGCGACCACAUCUAUACCAGCAACAGACUUCGCCCCAGUGACCUGUCAGUCAGAUGGCUACCAAGGAAGGCAUCACAUUUCUAAAGGGGAACUUGAACAUGUUCUUUCACUGAAGACCACAUUUACUGAAGCUGCGUCUAUUCUUUCAAUCUCGAGGCCAACUUUCUACAAGUUAUUGCAAGACUAUAAUAUCCCAACAUCAAAAUUUAUCAGCAUCAGUGAUCAACAAUUGGAUCUUAAAGUGUCACAAAUAAAAACUGAACACCCAAAUGUUGGAGAAGUGAUGCUUAUGGGGCAUCUGCGCUCCCAAAACAUUGUGGUUCAAAGACAACGUUUAAGAGAUUCACUGCGAAGGGUGGACCCAGUUGGUGUCCUAGCCAGGAGAAGAACAGCAAUAGCUCGGCGAGUAUAUUCUGUCCCACAUCCAAAUUUCAUAUGGCAUGUGGAUGGAAAUCAUAAGUUGAUUAGGUGGAAAUUGGUUGUUCAUGGUGCAAUAGACAGCUACAGUAGGAUGUUGAUGUUUCUUCACUGCUCCAACAAUAAUCGAGCUGAAACUGUGAAAGACCUCUUUACCGCAGCUGUUGGACAGUUUGGUAGACCACUGCACAUCAGGACUGAUCAUGGAGGAGAGAACGCUCAGAUCUGGGAGGACAUGCAUGCGAGCAGGGGUGAAGGCUCUGUCUUAACAGGAAGCUCUGUGCACAACCAGAGGAUUGAGCGUUUCAACCGAGACUUGAACAAAAACUGCAGCCAUGUUUAUGCACCUAUUUUUUAUGAACUGGAAUCACUGAGUAUCCUAGACUUAGAAAAUGCAACAGACCUAUUUUGUCUCCAUUAUGUCUUUCUACCCAGAAUCAACCGCACUUUGGAGGAAUUCAAAGCUGGAUAUAACAAUCACUCUAUGUCAUCUGAAGGAAAUAGAACACCAGUUCAGCUUUUUACUCUGGACACUUAUUUGCUUCGUCUUCACAACCCAGAACUCCCAACAGCAGAGGUAGUUUUUCGCUCCUCACCAAACUCUCAAAGAGGAUUUUCCCCAUUAAAUGACAGAGAUUUGCAAGAACUGAAUUAUACCAUUAACCCUCUUCAAAAUGACAACAAUAAUGGCAAAACGUUGUUUCAGAGAACACAGCAGUUUGUUUUUGAUAAACUUGUCAAUGUGUGACCCCAGCAUAACAGGGACAGAUAAUUAACAGUGGCCUCAAUUACAGUGUACUUUCAAAAGUAUUCUUAAAUGCUGUGAAACGAAUAUUGAUGUUUUGUUGUGCUUCUUAAGGACUGCAACAGUUAAAGCGGGUCCCUUUUUCUGGCAGUGAGGCCUCUUGCCAACAUAUAGAUGUUUGAUACAGUGAUGAUACAGUGAAUAACACUCUUUAGGGCUCUAUGUAUUGAUGCGUAACUGUUUUCCACUACACUAAAUGUAAUUUCUUUGGUCAAAUAUUCAGCUUGAACCACAGAACAAGUUACCCUGUGAUUCCUAAGGUUAUGGAACUUUCAUCAAUGUGUGCCAUGACUGCCACAUUUGAAGAAAAUGGAGUAUAAAGUUGUAGUCUGUUCGUUUCAUACAUUAUAAACAACUAUAGUAACCAUCUGAAAUGUACAUUGAAAGUGUAAGAAAUGUAAAAUUAAAUGUAAAUAUUAACUUGAGUUAUAACAUCAAUACUGUACAAAUAUAUUACAGCUCCUUAAGUAAAAGUAUAAGUAUUAUGAGAAAAAUGUACUUUAGUAGGCUAUUAAAAGUAAAAAA
Molecule: messenger RNA, 1992 nt
Organism: Epinephelus fuscoguttatus (brown-marbled grouper)
Lineage: Eukaryota; Metazoa; Chordata; Actinopteri; Perciformes; Serranidae
Exons: 4
Coding region: 28-1410 (460 amino acids)
Biological process (GO): DNA integration
Molecular function (GO): nucleic acid binding
Source: RefSeq, a predicted model, not a curated record